Bradysia coprophila is the source of this 4939-nucleotide messenger RNA. It is a transcript of the gene Spt20, whose product is annotated as transcription factor Spt20 homolog. Gene Ontology annotation, cellular component: SAGA complex. Gene Ontology annotation, biological process: regulation of transcription by RNA polymerase II. The record is from RefSeq and is a predicted model, not a curated record. Gene Ontology annotation, molecular function: transcription coregulator activity. NCBI's taxonomy places the organism in Eukaryota, Metazoa, Arthropoda, Insecta, Diptera, Sciaridae.
GUCUUCAUUGCGGUUUCGUAUGUGUUUAUAAACUACUCAAAUGCAAUUUUUCAUUAAAAUUCUGUAUAUAUUUUAAUUUGUAAAUUGUGUAUAGUGUUUUAUUUUGGUUGAAGAAACCCCACAGAUUACCAAGAGAAUCGAGUGAUUUGAUAAAUGUAAUUUUAAUUGAUAAAAAAGUGGUUCUAAAAAAAUUCACUUUGGCAACAGAAAUUUACAUGGCCUUCUGGAGGUAGGCGAAUUUCUUCUCCAUUUUUGUGUGUGUUUUUAAAUCGAAAAAAAGUUUCGUUUGGAUGUGCAUCAAUUGGUUAAAAUUGUGAAGGAAAUGUCGAUGAUGUGAAUUAAAUUAACGGGACUGGUUGUAGUGAAAUCUGUGACACAAAUUGGCAAUCCUUUUGGACAAAAAACUCACACAGGCAAAAAUGAGAAAACUUUUUGCAUGAAUUUACCAACACAUGUUUAGCACAAUCUGUCAAAACAUCAAUUCUGAAGUGAUUUUUCGUCAUUGCUUAUUUUAUUUUCUAAAUUUUUUGUUGUUUAAAACAAAAAAGGAUUCGCUCCAGACCAUUGACCAUCGAUGGUAAUGGAUUUUGUUACGCAGUGCACGAAUGUUAUGAAAGUUUUGUGAACAUUUAUGCCGAAAUUUAACUCACAAUUUCUCCUGCUCAAAAUUAUUUUGACUUCCAUCAUCUCCAUAAAAUUGUCUGUUCACAAGAAAAUGACUUGUCAAAUGUUGGUGGUCACAUACUAGAAUAUAAUUGAAUGUCUAACGAAACAACGUUAGCGACAUCAUGCAAAGUCUGGAGUCAUCAUGCCAAGAAGCAGACUUCAUGGUCAAUGAGGCACUCAACAAAUUGCGUAGAACUACAAAUGAUUCCUCGUCCUCCCUACUGAUCGACCACAAUGACUACACAAGUGCCGAAAGCAGUUCAUUCAUCACAAAUCCGUCGCGAUCACCACCCGCAACACUAGUUGCACCCGUUAAACAAACUACGAUUAGCCAUCAGUCGAGUUGUGAAAAGAGGCCUGCUACCGAUACACAUAGUUUGUCAUCGAUAUCAGCGUACGCAUCGGGGAGCAAUCCAUCGAAACGAUCAAAAAUUUCGUCAUCGUCAUCAUCAUCAGCAUUUCCGACAGCGACAAGCAGUAAAAGUAGUAACACAGCGACGUCCACUGAAAGUAGCAGAGAAUCACCAUUUUUCGAUAUACAUGACAAGCUUAGGGAACUAUAUGGACUAUUGUAUUACAACGAUGAACAAAAUCGUCGAACAGAAACGCGGGUGAAGCUCCGAAGUAGAUCCCAAGCUCUGGAAUUAUUAGUAGCGAGGGAAAAUCUAAAUACCGUAAUACUAAAUCUGUAUCCCGGCAAUAAAGGAUACUCGUUAGCUUUUCGUCAAGAAACUACCACUGGCAAACCAUUCGAACAGCAUGGAGACAAUAGUCACGGCCUCGGAACUAGUCGUAAUGCAACAAAAUCGCAGCCAGGAGCUGCUGAUGAUAGUACUGAAAAUUUAUUGGAAACAAUUAGAUGGCCAUACGAGGUGGAAGGUCUUCUAGAAUGUAUAGAUAAUGAGACGUUGCCAAUGCUGUUCAUAGAUUUGCUUGAAUCGCGAGUGCCGAGCGUAUUUUACUCGGGUUGCGUGAUCGUUGAAGUCAGAGAUUAUAGACAAACAUUUCAAAUUUCUGCAUGCUGUGAUACUUAUUUUGUUCUAUUAAAACCCACCAAUCAGACACUGUUGGCUGAUGUAAAUUUGAUUGCUGCGGAAUCCGAUUUCAGUAGCGAAGAGAAAUUGGCCUUAGAAAGUCAAUUAGUUUUAGCCACUUCAGGACCAUUGUGCUUGGAUCCAAAUCCACAAAUUGGCCGCAAUGCUAUAAACAGCCAACACAGGCGACAAAUGUGGAAUACAUCUGCCAUUCGUCGUCAAAUGAAGAAAUUUUCACAAGUUGCAAUCAAUCGCAAACGAAAAACCGAUCAAUUCACCCACAUUCAUGGAUUGGAAUUGCAUGAUCACUUAACGCGUUUGCGGCAAAAGCAGAGAGUGCAUGCAGAAACUGUUGACGAUCCAUCCAAGUUACCAAAAAGACCGAUUGAUAUUGUGCAGCCGAUACGUGCACCGAAUUUAGACUUGCCACCGUUAACCGUUCCAUCGAAAGUGAAUUUAAACGUUAAAGCAUAUGAAAGACCGAAGAAAAAGACCGACUUUAAACCUCAAUUGGUCGAGGAACAUAUACUGUCGACCGAUCGGGAAGAUAGAGUGUGCCACACAAAAAUAUCCAUUUAUCAACGACCAGUGAAUUCGGAAUUCUUGGGCGAAUUGUAUGUGGAUCGAGAUUAUAAGGAAGGCGAAAAAAAUGGGGAAGCGUGCCAAUUUUCGCUGGGUACUCGGACGCAUGCCGAUCGAUACAUCAAACAAUUCACCGACAUAUUCUCUGAGGAAGGUCGAAAAACUGUUACCGUUACAUAUAAUGUGCCGGGAAAACCGUCUGCUGUAACAGUUAUCGGUCCGAAACGAAAUCAAAUCAUUCACCAGCAACAGGUGCAGCAACAGGUGCAACAGACAGCACAGCAACAACUAUUACAGCAACAUCAAAUGCAAUUUCAAAACCAGCCGAUACUUGCGAAUCAAACUGUUCAACCACUUGCGCCAACGCCGUCGACUGUAUCCAGUGUCAAUGCUACCAAUCUAAACACGCUUCCAGGGAACAAAAUCAUGCCAAAUAACUCAGCGACCAUAAUCGGAAUAACGAAUUUGAACCAAUCACAACAGCAAUUCCUACAAUCUCAAGCAAAUCAAACGCAAAUGCAACAGAUCUACAACCCGUGCGAUAUUAAUAACUCGACAAUGACCGCGCCCGUUCAACAACAUUCACAGCAGCAACAAACACACUUAAAUUUAGCUAACGGUUCAUUCGUUGUGGUCCAGCAGCCAUCUGGCAAUUUAACGAAUUUAACAGGAUUGACUGUGACAAAUCAACAGCCAAAUACAACGAUUCGUGGUAGUGCUUUGGCACAAUCAGUACCAGUGCUGCAAGCACAUCUCCAGUCAACAACAUCUACAAAUCAACAGCAACAAUCGCAGCAGCAUGACCAAAUGCCGCCGCAACAAACAUCGCAACAGCAGCAAAUACUGCAACAAAAAAAUGCCAUCACCACAAUUCAUUCAACGAAUCCGGAGAUAACAGCUCUAGUGACAAGUUUUAUGAAUUCGGAAAGCCAAUUUCAGCAACAAGCAGCUGCUAAUUCAAAUGCUCAAAAAUCCAGCAAUAAUGCCGCAAUUAUAAGUUUAUUGAACAGUGCGCCUGCAGCUAUGACAAGCUCACCGGUAGUGAAUAGUACCUUAUCAGCAUCAAAUUCCCAUGGAAAUGCUGUUUCCACUAGCGUUCCGUCGGACCAUAUAGUUAAUCAAAAACAAUCACAGACAGCAAUGCAUCAUGCAAUUACCCAAAGUAUUUUGGCUGGAAAUGUGAGGAAAAUGACCGGCAACAUACCUCAGAAACAACAGCAGCAGCAGCCACAGCAACAACAAAACCGAAUCAUUCAUCCGACGAAUCUCGUAUCAGUUAGCACCAAUUUGAUAGCUAGUCAGCUUGCGUCCCCACCUGCACUCAUGUCCAGUGCCAACAUAAAUCCGCAAAAUUUCAAUUUUGCCCAAUCAUCGAUUCUAAGCAAUAACAACAACAACAAUAACACUGUGAAGCAACAAGUCAUCUUAAGCAGCUCCAAUGCUCGUUUGUUAAACCAAGCACAAGCAAUACGUCGUGAUUCGAUGACAGCUCCGUCGCCAGGCAGCGAUUCGAAUACAUCAAAUACAUCGAAUGUUAGCUAUCAAAUGUCCAGUCUGAACGCUCUGCUAGCAACAUCGCCGAACUCCACAAACGUCGAUGGCUCUACACACAGUCAGAAUACUCCGACACUGUUGGAUCGUCUAACGCAACAAACAAUAACUUCACAGAGUCCUGGACCUACAGCGCCACAGUUCAUGUCUCCAUCGCCGAAAACUCCAACCAUUCAACAGCAACAAAUUCAAGUACAAUCACCUGCGUCAAUAUCACCUCUAUCUAGUCCACCGCCACAACAAACCACUACGAUCAAUGUGCAAGGAUUUAAUUUGUCCAGUUUGCAAGGUGCAAUGUCAGCGUUUCCUGGUAUUUUGGAGAAUGUUCAAGUACAAAUACCUGGCCAACCAUUUUCAUUAUCAUUGUCUGGAGCGGCUGGAGCUGCACUCGCCAAUGCCAACUCUCAACCGACCAGCCUUCUCAUUUCAGUUCCAGUGACUAGUUCGACACAAAGUAAUUCCGGACAAGUGGUUGCGUCGUCAUCCACCAAUGUAAUUGGUCCCUCAACACAAACGGUUGUGUUGACUAAUGCAAAUGCACAGUCCGGUACACCAGGCUCAAUGCUCUCGCUACCACUCGCUCAACUUGUCGGCGUGAAAGGAUUGAGUCAACAAACACUGCGUGCUGCUAGUCCAAUGAAUACUGCCGGUGGAUCGAUACAAUUAUUAAGUACAAUACAACGGCCUCGAACUGUACCGAUUAAUGCAUCCACAUUCAAUGCAAAACAACUGACGGCUAGAGGAAUCGGUCAGGCGCAAAGAAACUUUCAAAUCUCUUCCAUGAAAUUAGGAUCACCGCUUACAGUUGCUCCAGCAUCUCAUAUUACAACGACGGCUAACAUAACCGCCAAUCCAUUAGUAAUGACAUCACAGCAACUGCAUUUAAAACUUCACAAACAGGCGCAAUCACAACCAUAUUUGAAUAUGUCACCAUCGUCACAGACAACAACCAACGUUGUUGCGCCCACCGGCGACAUAUCGAUUACGUCACCAAUUCAAGCGAAGAUGAAUCGCCCUAGCUCAACGACUGAUGUUAACAAAUAAAAUAACAAAAAAAUAAAUAGAAAUGAGAAACAAAACUAAGAAAGAAAGAUAAGAAACUCUGA